Molecule: messenger RNA, 615 nt
Organism: Striga hermonthica
Lineage: Eukaryota; Viridiplantae; Streptophyta; Magnoliopsida; Lamiales; Orobanchaceae
Source: the annotation of a GenBank genome assembly
AUGGGGGGAGAGAUGGAAAUCGGAAGCCGUUUUCCGGCGAAUGUCGAAUCGCAAAAUCUAUCUCCUUCACAACCCAAAAAGGUUGGAGGAUGGAGAGCCAUUGCAUAUAUUCUUGGAAACGAGUCGUUCGAGAAAUUGGCGUCGAUGAGCCUGGUGGCCAACAUUACGGUUUAUCUACGUACAAAGUACAACUUGAGCGGCAUACUUUUGGUGAAUGUGGUGACGAUAUGGUUCGGGACGGCGAAUGUUUCGUCGAUAUUGGGAGCCGUUGUUUCGGAUGCCCUUAUAGGAAGGUUCCUCACUCUCCUCAUUGGCACCCUUUUUUCCCUAACGGGCAUGGCUGCCAUGACCCUAACCGCGGCCGAACCCAGCCUUCGACCCCCGCCUUGCUCGGCCGACGACCAGCCAUCGUGCAGCAGGCCCCAAGAGUGGCAGCUGGCUUUCCUCUUCAUCAGCCUCGGCAUCAUUGCCCUUGGCGCGGGUGGCAUUCGCCCCUGCAACAUCGCCUUCGGCGCCGACCAAGUCAACGACUUUUUGCGGAAGGCCUGGAAAAUGGCUGCUCGAUACUCUGGCCCGACCUUGGACUCAAAACCCGUAGUCAUCCAAUUAUACUGA